Messenger RNA from Peromyscus leucopus (white-footed mouse), 1061 nucleotides. Its product is annotated as 2'-5'-oligoadenylate synthase 1A-like. Gene Ontology annotation, cellular component: membrane; nucleoplasm; cytosol. Bases 9 to 1061 code for a protein of 350 amino acids. Gene Ontology annotation, biological process: regulation of ribonuclease activity; negative regulation of viral genome replication; defense response to virus. The record is from RefSeq and is a predicted model, not a curated record. The transcript has 6 exons. Gene Ontology annotation, molecular function: double-stranded RNA binding; 2'-5'-oligoadenylate synthetase activity. NCBI's taxonomy places the organism in Eukaryota, Metazoa, Chordata, Mammalia, Rodentia, Cricetidae.
CCCCAGCCAUGGAGCUGGACCAGUUCAUAGAGGACCACCUCCUUCCCGACACCAGAUUCCGUGCUGAGGUCAAUGCAGCCAUCGACAUCAUAUGUACAUUCCUGAAGGGGAGAUGCUUCCGAGACGCCAGCCACGAUGUGAGGGUCUCCAAGGUGGUGAAGGGCGGCUCCUUUGGAAAAGGCAUUGAACUGAAGGGCAGGUCGGACGCCGACCUGGUGGUGUUCCUUACCAAUCUCACCAGCUUUGAGGAUCAGUUAAAGCGACGGGGAGAGUUCAUCCAGGAAAUUAAGAAACAGCUGCACACGUUACAGAAAGAGAAAAAGUUUCAGCUGGAGUUUGAGAUGCCGGAUGAACGAUGGCCCAACUCCCCGGUGCUCAGCUUCAGGCUGAGAUCUCCUGAGCUCCAGCAGGAGGUGGAGUUUGAUGUGCUGCCAGCCUAUGAUGUCCUGGGUCCCGGCACAAACAACCACAGACCUGACCCACAAAUCUAUGCCUGCCUCAUCACUGAGUGCACCUCCCUGGGGCUGGAUGGCAAGUUCUCCACCUGCUUUACUGAGCUCCAACAAAACUUCCUGAAGGAUCGGCCACCCAAGCUGAAGAGUCUCAUCCGCCUGGUCAAGCACUGGUACCAACUGUGUGAGGAGAAGCUGAGGAUGCCGCUGCCCCCACAGUAUGCCCUGGAGCUGCUCACAGUCUAUGCCUGGGAAUGUGGGAGUAGAGUCCCUGAGUUCAACACAGCCCAGGGCUUCCGGACAGUUUUGGAACUGGUCACCAACUAUAGGCAGCUUCGAAUCUACUGGAGAAUAUAUUAUGACUUUCCAGACCGGGAGGUCUCCAAAUGCCUGCUCAGACAGCUCAGAAAAGACAGGCCUGUGAUCCUGGACCCUGCUGACCCAACAAGGAAUGUGGCUGGUGGGAACCCGGAGGGCUGGUGGCUGCUGGCAGAAGAAGCUGUGGCCUGGCUGAAGUACCCAUGCUGUAGGAAUUAUGAUCAGUCUCGUGUGCGCUCCUGGAAUGUGCUGCCAGAGGAUGAAGAGCCUCAUGAAUGUGUCCUCCUGUGA